CUCUUGCUGUUUAUAUAAUAGUACAAUUUAAUGCUUAUUAAUCAAAGAGCGGUUUAUUCAAUUAAUGUAUAUUUGCUGUGUUUUUUUCUUCUCCUGUAUUUAACAACACAGACCGAAAAAGAACAAAAUCACGGCCACACGCCGGCUACAACUAAAAGGCAAGCUGCUAAAGAAGGCAGCAUCUAUGCUUGUAGCUGAGAAAGAGCAGAACAAGCGUGACAGGGAAAGUGCCCUGAACGAGAGAGUCCCACCACUCAAACUCUCUGGACUGUCUGGACAGGAGCUGCAGGAGCUCUGCAAAGAACUUCACCGCAAAAUAGACACCACUGAUGAAGCGCGAUAUGACCUUGAAGUUAAAGUGGCCAAAAAUGAAACAGAGAUUCAAUCACUGACACAGAAGAUUGGAGAGAUAAAGGGCACCAUGAACAGAACCAAACUGAAGAGGGUAAAGAAAUCUGCUGACGCUAUGCUUGGUGCUCUGACUGAAUCCAAAAUGUCAUCGAAGGCAGACUUUAAAGCCAACCUGAAGACAGUCAAGAAAGAGGAGGAGAAGAAGGAAGAGGUGACUGACUGGCGUAAGAACGUGGAGGCCAUGUCUGGUAUGGAAGGCAGAAAGAAGAUCUUUAAUGCCGGUCAAUAAAAGGUUUAGAUGCAGAAUAGUCAGCUGGAAACAUUGUGUGUAACAUUCUGUCAUAAUUAAGCAACAAUAAUUAAUUACAAAUGCAUAGAUGGCAUAAUCGAUAACAUGGUGCCACAAGAGGAGUGGACAUCUUUGUGGAAAUGGAAAAAACAUUCAAAAAAUAUUCAUUUUGCUUUAUCUGUGACCUUCCAUGGAUUCAUGACUGUAGAUAAACUGUUUGUGUCCCAAAGUUUUGUUGAGUUUCAGAACUCACUGAGCCUUGUGUCAAACCUGGCUGUUGUCAGCAUCUAACUUUGUGUCUUUGUGUUUUGCAUAGAAAUACACUGUGUGUGUUGAUCUGACCCACAGGUAAAAUAAAUCUGACUAGAGAUGGAUGAACUGUGAUUGAACUUUUGUGGUGUAAACCAUGUUACGUUGUAUGAUGGUAGAUUCUGCAAAUUUUUCUAGUCACUUGGAAAUGCAACUUACAGUGUAACAGCAUUCCACAAUUAAAUAUGAUGCAAUGUUUUAAAGAAA
Molecule: messenger RNA, 1156 nt
Organism: Tachysurus vachellii
Lineage: Eukaryota; Metazoa; Chordata; Actinopteri; Siluriformes; Bagridae
Gene: tnni4b.1
Product: troponin I4b, tandem duplicate 1
Exons: 6
Coding region: 185-640 (151 amino acids)
Biological process (GO): muscle contraction
Cellular component (GO): troponin complex
Source: RefSeq, a predicted model, not a curated record